AGUCUUCACUCCUCGCAGGACUUGGCAACAAACCUGGCAAACCUCUCAGCACCAGCAUGGCUGCGCUACUGCCUCAUCGCGCUGGGGACCCGUACUACGGGCAUCCAUCUUUCGUAUGCUAUGGUGCGUAUGUGACAGUCGAACUCGGGCGACCAGCGCGAUACCUGCACGUGCUUUCGACUGCUCGCCGUCCUCUUGUCCAACUCGUCUUCCUCACUUUGGACCUGCUGCUCACUUGCACUCCACAGUCUCUGAUCGAUCUGCUUGCCAGUCUAGCAGGCGAUGACCUCGUAGCCAAGAGCUGGCGGGCUAGCCUUGCAGAUAUGCAUACUUAUGUUUUUUUAUAUUUUGCCUUGUUGCAAUGAGAGAUGAGGUCAGCAAUCGGCCGAUCGGCCGUGUGGCCAUCUGUGGCGACUAGCUGGGCUGUCGCAGCUCGGCCAAGCAGCCUCUGCUGUCAUCAUUUUCAAUUUAGCUUUCAAAUGUCGAAUAUCGAGCUCAAGCUGAGACCAAGCUAAGCUACAAGCAUUGACGGACUUAGUGACAGGCAGAGGCGACAGUCAAUGCACGAUCACUGUCCUCAUCUCUCAUUGCAACAUGAUGCAACAUGAUCGCAUAGAGCUUCAGCAAAGGCAAAAUAUAAAAAACAUAAGUAUGCAUAUCUGCAAGGCUAGCCCGCCAGCUCUUGGCUACGAGGUCAUCGCCCGCUAGGCUGGCAAGCAGAUCGAGCAGAGACUGUGGAGUG
Messenger RNA from Mixia osmundae IAM 14324, 742 nucleotides. RefSeq lists its product as uncharacterized. The coding region runs from base 57 to 365 and encodes 102 amino acids. The transcript has a single exon. The record is from RefSeq and is a predicted model, not a curated record. Lineage: Eukaryota; Fungi; Basidiomycota; Mixiomycetes; Mixiales; Mixiaceae.